This is a messenger RNA of Homarus americanus (American lobster), 4408 nucleotides long. Its product is annotated as solute carrier family 22 member 6-A-like. NCBI's taxonomy places the organism in Eukaryota, Metazoa, Arthropoda, Malacostraca, Decapoda, Nephropidae. The transcript has 13 exons. Bases 79 to 1791 code for a protein of 570 amino acids. The record is from RefSeq and is a predicted model, not a curated record. Gene Ontology annotation, cellular component: membrane. Gene Ontology annotation, molecular function: transmembrane transporter activity. Gene Ontology annotation, biological process: transmembrane transport.
CCGUAAGAAGGUGAAACGCUCAGUGUGUGGUGAUCAGUCAGGCAGGUUGCAUCUACGUUCACUCAACAGCUUGUAAGAAUGUCGGAAGAAGAUGGCUUCGACCACUUACUAUCAAAGGUGGGAUUCGGACGAUGGCAGCUGCUAAUGAUCUCCACAUCGUUGUUUAUGACGAUGGUGUUGCCAAUUCACAUGGUUGGCUCACCUCUAAUCAGUGCUCCCGUGUCUUUCCGCUGCUUCGCUGAUGCUACGUCUGAUGAUGGGUUUCAACCAUCAUUUGAAAGGGUCAACAGUUCAUCCAGCAACAGCAGUGAUUACUACAACAGUAUCUGCCUGAACCACACCAUCCCAGUCACUGUUGCUACACUGGAGGCCACCACCAACUCUAACAGCUCAACCCGCCGUAGAACCAACCUGCCUUCCUGCCCCUUUAUUAAAUAUGACAGCUCCAUCUUUACCUCAACCGUUAUUUCUGAGUAUGACCUGGUGUGUGAGAGAAUGUCUUUACAGCCUUAUUACCAGAUGGUGUUCAAUAUUGGAGGAAUAUUGGGCAGUUUUAUCGGUGGCCACAUUGGAGACAGAUGGGGUCGCAAGAAAGCUGUGCAGAUUGGGGCCUUAGGUAACAUCUUGGCAGUGUUGGGCAUGGUAUUUGUGCCCUCCUAUCCUUUCAUACUACUGAUGAGACUAUUAAAUGGCUGUAGCUGUAUAGGUGUACUUAUACCUACGUGGAGCUUGAUUCUCGAGUCAACACCAUCCAAUAUUCGCAGUCUGGUCGGGAUGCUUGGAGGGUUACCGUACUCUGUGUGUGUUAUAGCAUUUGCAGGCGUGAGCUACUACAUUAGGACUUGGCAAUACCUCUUGUUAGUCUGUUCAUCCCCAGUGACUUUACUGUUGCCAUUAUCUUUCAUUGUGAAUGAAUCGCCCCGCUGGUUGGUGCAGAAUGGGAGGGCAAAGGAGGCAACAAAAAUUCUAGAGAGAGCUGUGAAGCAGAACAAAGUAAAACUUUCAGAUAAUUUAGAGACCAUCAUCAAUAAAAUAAUAGAGGCAGGUACUAAACCAAGCCAACAGAAUGAAAAUCAGGAUGAUCAGAAGUCUGCUUUAUCCGAGGUAAGGGCUGGCUUAAAUCAGCUAUGGCUGUACAUCCGCAGCCCGGGUAUGCGUGCCAUCUUACUUGCCACAUCUCUCCUGUGGUUCAUUCACUGCGGUUUCUACUUGGGUAUUACCAUUAAUGCUAACAAUUUUACCAGUACGAACCCUUUCCUGUAUGUUGCGCUCACGGGUGUCAUGGACGCAUCUGCUAUUCUCACAAUUACACCUCUCACGACCCGACUGGGCAGACGCAUCAUUGUCGGGAUGGGUCUGUUUGUGGGCGGCAUUUUAAUUUUGCUGGACCUGCUUGUCCCAGUAUACUAUUCUUGGCUCAAGUGGGUGCUGGUGAUGGGAGGAUUCUUAUUGGUGGCUGGAUCAUUCCAAGUAAAUUUCGUAUAUGCACCAGAACUGUUUCCAACAGAAACUCGGACACGAGGCUUUGCUUUUGUCAACAUGAUAGGCAGCCUUGGGUUCAUAUGUGCCCCCCUUGUCACAGACAUAUUGGGUCAGCACACUUGGUGGGGAUCGAGUGUGGUCUUUGGAUGUUCUGGCAUUCUUGGGAGUCUUAUGCUAAUAUUUCUCCCAGAGACAAACCAUCAACCCCUCCCUGAAACACUGCAAGAUGUAGAAGACAGAAGAAGAGCAGCUAAAAAUAAAUCUAAAAAGUCUGGUGUGGAAAACGAAGCUUAUCAAAAUAGUGAAUAAAAUAGAGUAUGAAACUAGAAUACUGUAUACAUACUGUUUUUGUUAAAUUAUAUAGAAACAAUAUAUUUUAUUCAAAUGCAAUUCAUGUGUAAAGUUAAAACGGAUGACUGGAAAGUAAUGACAAACGGCCCUAGAGUUUUAAAAGCAACUUAUUUCCAGAAUCAUCACAUUUAUAUUUUGGUUAUGUAAUACUGUGCCAACUCUGUACUACCUGUCCAUACAAUCACCAUCCAUUAAUUCAAUAAUUUCUUCUUUAACUUCACUUUCAAUCCCAGCACGUGUAGAUAAAUGGACCAAUGAGAGACCAGGAAUGUAUGGGACAUGGGUGAUAAGUUUCCAGCCAAACCUUCCCACAUCUGACAUGUUGAAUAGUGAGGUCAUGUGUGUGUCUUUGGCAUUCAGGGCACAAGUUCCUCACAGUAUUGAAGUAAGACACUUGUGGUUGAAAACUCACUUUAAAACUACUGGCUGUGUUAUAACUUUCCAAUCACCCUUCAUAAAAUAGGCAGAUAUUUAGUAGUGUACUGAGUUAUGGUGCUGAGAGAGGCAGAUAUUUAGUACGUACUAAGUUAUGGUGUUGAGAGAGGUAGAUAUUCAGUACAUACUAAGUUAUGGUACUGAGAGAGGUAGAUAUUCAGUACAUACUAAGUUAUGGUGCUGAGAGAGGGAGAUAUUUAGUACGUACUAAGUUAUGGGGCUGAGAGAGGUAGAUAUUCAGUACAUACUAAGUUACGGGGCUGAGAGAGGCAGAUAUUUAGUACGUACUAAGUUAUGGUACUGAGGUAGAUAUUCAGUACAGUACUAAGUUAUGGUGCUGAGAGAGGCAGACACAAAAGGUGAAUAUUAUACAGCCUGACACCCUACAUAGUGUAAGUUAUAGUGUAUAUAUGUUCGGAAACCUUUAUCAAUACAUUAUACAUUUUCCUUAUACAGCACUGUCUGUGCAUUCACUCAUCAUACAUCUCCCGUAUUAUUUUUCUCGUCUUGUGUGUUUUCAUGUUCAUAGCUAAUUGUAUUUUUGUUUUCAUCAAUCGUCUCUUAGCUUUCUUUUCAUCAAUUGCGGAUUUAACUCUCCUUAGUGUUUACAGUUUGUGAUUUAUAUGUUAAUUAUUGAUGAAUAUUGUAUUGUUAACCCUUCGAGAACGCAUCUUUUGAUGUUUCACUUGGCAAAGGUCAGAUGAUUUUAUUCAGCUUAGAGAGGACCCCAAACACAAGGAGUUAGACAACUGUGUCUUCCAUACCGUUACCUUGGUCAACAACGACGUGCUUUUUGCCUUUCAAGAGUGACCGAGACGAACAAAGUCAGAAUGACAUAUUUAAAGACAAACAUUGUUGAAGAUAAUAAUGACGAUGUAUAUAUUAAAAAGAACUGAGGAAUUUUAUUUUUUAUUCAUCUUUCUUACCCGUAGAACACUAACUCUCAAAUGAGUCCCAGUGCACUAUGACCCGGAUGACAAGAACAAACAAAAACUAGCACUGGUUAAAAGAAAAUCUAAUUACGUACACUACUGCAUAAAAAAAUUCUAGUGAUUCUUAUACAGUAGUUCCUCAGAAUUUUACAAUUUGAGUAAGUUGUGUUAAUUAAAAAGCUUGAAUUAAUUUAAUACCGGUACAUACAGAAUAUUUUAAACGUGAAAUACGUUGUGCCCGUAAGUUUUAAAUCACCCUUAUAUAAUUUUAUCAAUAAUACUGCAGCCUCCAGAUUGUCAUGACAUGUGACGUUGAAAGUAAAUACAUGGUGAAUGCCAUUACCUACCUGGCAAAGUCAAGCAUACCAAGACCAAUGUUACUACAGAAUUCUAGAAUAUUCUGAAUACCCUGUACAGUAUAUUAAAUUAUUUCAAAGCUCAUUAACUUAUACUAAUUACUCAAAUUUUAAUAUUCUGAACCCAGAUCCUUAACCAGCAUGUAAAAGAACACCUUUGUAUGAAUUUAGAGCAUAAUCCAUGUUUUGACCUCAUAUGUCAUUAUUUUCACAAUAAAAUGCCUUUUCUCUGGAAAAGGAAAACUAACGUUAGUUUUCAGUUUCCAGAGAAAAGGCAUUUGCUAUGUACAUUCUAAAUGAACAUCUUCCGCGAAAUGUCAACGACUGCUCAUCCACCAUUACAUUCUUUCCUGGCACAUAAUUGUCCUUGCAAUGCUCCAUGAACUUGUCCCACACAGCCCACACUAGAUCAAACCUGUCUGUUUUCACCCUCUCCACCCGUGUAUUUGGAUCAUCAAAUCGGAGGCAUCGUGUUAAAAACUUAGAAAUGACACUGUUCUUUUGGCACUUAGUUUGCUAAGUUAUUUGGCACCUCUGGGCCCAUGAUUGGCCAAUUUUGCACUUCUAAAUAACACGAAUCUUCCUUCUUUCAUUUUGAAAGACAUGCUAAAUAUAUAUUUUUUAGUUGCUGCAGUGUAGAAGCAACAAUUAAAAUUUAUUACUUGGUUGGCUACACUAAACUAUCACUACAGUACAACCGUUCAACAAAUAUAUUUAAUUUUCUUUUGCAAUGCAGAAUACCAAGUGUCUAUUUUCGUUUUAUUAUCUACUAUGUUUGUCUACAGUCUAUUUUAAAUAUUUUGUAAUUUUUAAAAAAUUGUAUUGAUUAAAAAUAAAAUAAUUGUAAUUGGA